GACUCGGGGUUUGCAGGCCAGACAACAGUGUUUUCAGCUACCGUGUGUUACCCUGCCACGUCUGCAUGGAAAGCAUCAACAAACGACCAGAAUGAGCCCAUUUCUGGUGCUGAGCCUUCUCCAAGAAAGCUUCUUUUAAAAAGAUGAUCGUUCCUGAAGUGGUGCGUGUGUGAGACACCAUCGUGGGCCCCGUGAGAGGCCUCUGCAGGUCAUGCAGUAAAACAUCAACUAACCUGAAAGCUGGCCAGUGUUUGAGGGGAGCUGCUGCCGCCGUCCCUGCAAGGCCGAGGUUCCUGCUGUGCAGAGCGGCCAGUCUGACCACGUUGCUAGGAGCCGAAUUCUGAGUGUGCUGAGCCCGGAAGACGACAGGAAGCUGUGGCAAGAGGUUGCUGCAAGUGGAGGGAGGAGCCCAGGAGGUCCUGGGGUGUGGCUCAGGAUCUGCAGAGCAGGGUAGGCAGAGUGGAGGAGGAGAGACUGAGGCACGAGAGGGGAGCGGGAGGAAAGGGGAAGGAGAGGCAGCAGCCCAGGCCUGGUGUGAGGCCUGCAAACUCCCAGACGAGCCACCCCUCCCCAUGGCCUCCACUCAGGCUGCCGGGAAGAGCAGAGGGGAGAAGCGGAAGAGGGUGGUGCUGACCCUGAAGGAGAAGAUUGACAUCUGCACGCGCCUGGAGAAGGGUGAGAGCCGGAAGGCGCUGAUGCAGGAGUACAAUGUGGGCAUGUCCACCCUGUAUGACAUCAAGGCCCAUAAGGCCCAGCUGCUCCGGUUCUUCGCCAACUCCGACUCCAACAAGGCAUUGGAGCAGCGGCGCACCCUGCACACGCCCAAGCUGGAGCACCUUGACCGGGUCCUAUAUGAGUGGUUCCUGGUGAAGCGCUCCGAGGGAGUCCCUGUGUCCGGCCCCAUGCUCAUCGAGAAGGCCAAGGACUUCUACGAGCAGAUGCAGUUGACCGAGCCCUGUGUGUUCUCUGGAGGCUGGCUGUGGCGCUUCAAAGCCAGACAUGGCAUUAAGAAGCUAGAUGCGGCCAGUGAGAAGCAGGUGGCAGACCACCAAGCAGCUGAGCAGUUCUGUGGGUUUUUCAAGAGCUUGACUGCUGAGCACGGUCUGUCCCCUGAGCAGGUCUACAAUGCCGAUGAGACUGGCCUUUUCUGGCGGUGCUUGCCAAAUCCCAGCCCGGAAGGUGGGACUGUGCCUGGUCUCAAGCAGAGCAAGGACAGGCUGACUGUUCUUAUGUGCGCCAAUGCCACAGGCUCCCAUAGAAUCAAACCCUUGGCGAUUGGGAAAUGCAGCGGCCCCAGGGCUUUUAAAGGCAUCCAGCACCUGCCCGUCGCCUAUAAGGCCCAAGGUAACGCUUGGGUGGACAAGGAGAUUUUUUCUGACUGGUUCCAUCACAUCUUUGCUCCCUCGGUGAGAGAGCACUUCAGAACCAUAGGUCUGCCUGAAGACAGCAAGGCCAUUCUCCUGCUGGACAGCUCCCGGGCCCACCCGCGGGAGUCUGAGCUAGUUUCUGAUAACAUUUUUACCAUCUUCCUGCCCUCCAGUGUUACCUCGUUAAUUCAGCCCAUGGAGCAGGGCAUCCGGAGAGACUUCAUGAGGCACUUCAUCAACCCGCCCAUCACCCUGCAGGGCUUCCACACCCGCUACAACGUGAAUGACGCCAUAUUCAACGUGGCCUGUGCCUGGAACGCGGUGCCCAGCCAUGUCUUCAGGCGGGCCUGGCGGAAGCUGUGGCCUGUGGUCACGUUUGCCGAAGGCUCUUCGGAGGAGGAGGAGGAAGAGGAGGAGGCGGAACGCUUCAGAGCCAAGCCUCACGAUAAGACUUUUGCUCACAUCCUUGAGCUUGUGAAAGAGGGUCCCUCAUGCCCAAGCAACAGGUUUCAUAAAAGCGCGGUCCCAGAGUGGGGUGCAAUGGAAAGAGAGGUGGAAGAGGUGCGUCCCUUGGCUGCCGCAUCACCAGCGGGGGCCAUUUGGAACCCAGAAAAGGCGAAGAAGGAAGCCAGCCAAGACAGCGUGGGAGGAGACGUGGGGGAGGGCACCGAGGCGGCCUGGGAGCAGGCAGCCGCAUCCUUUGCUGCGCUUAUCUGCUUUGCAGAGAGGCAGCCUUGCUUCUCCCUGCAGGAGGUGGGGCAGCUGCGUGCGCUGCACUCCGUGUUCAGGAGGCACCACCAGGUGAGGCGGCAGCGCGCAGCUCUCAGGGCCAUGGUCAAAGUCGAAGCCCUUCAGGAGCGUCCUGGCGUUUGCACAGCCUCGGCCCACUCUCCUUUGCCCUGUUCGUCCAUGGCAGAUGAGAACUGAUAGCUGUCACCCGUGGCUAUCAGCUCUUUGUUCCACAGUGCCAUGUGGUCAUCCUGCCUAUACUGUCGGCCUGAGGCUGGAGAGCAUGCUCAGACCCUUGCGAGCUCUCCUGGGAGCAUGGGCACUGCCAGAGUGGAGUCUCAGUUAUUCAGAUUGGCCCAUCCUCCCUGCUAAUUGGGGUCUUAUGUUCUCACUUGUCAUCUGAAUGAGAGGAAAUAUUCUGGAUGAGUCCAUUUUUACCUAAUACAUACCAGAGCUCCUCCCUAGCUGGAACUGGGUCCAGGCUGGGCUGAUUCUGGGUCUCAUGUUAGCUGGCUGAGCCUCGCUAUGUCAGAGGGUACAGACAUUGUCUGUCCUAGAGGCGAGAAGCGAUUCUGCUGGCUGAGGGGUGGCAGUACCUGUGCUGCCAUCAGACACCACGUUUUCCAAGGCCAGCUCUCCUGCCCCUUGGGAGGCUUGGUCUGCUGGGCUAGACUCCAAACAUGGUGCCUGAGGGCAGGUUGCAGGGGCUGGGACCCGGUUCGUGAGUGCAUGAGUGUAGCCCUCGCUUGUGGCUGUACAGGAAAUGCAUCCUGCCCUGUUUACAUGUCUCCAAUUGGUCAUGACCUCACUCAGCAGUGUAACUCUGGAGCAGAUGUGAUCCUGGAAUGGACGUGCCCCUGUUGCCGGCUGAUCUCAUCUUGCGUGCUCUGACCCGAGGGUGUGGGUGAGCCCCAUCUUGAGUGGUCAUUAGGGAGUUGCUUCCUGUAAAGGAAGAGGGACUGUCCAAACAGGUCCUGUUCAGCACCCGGAUAGAGGACCAUGGGCACCACGUGGUGUUCUUAGUGUUUGGCUCAGAGUCCAAUACACAGUCCAGUAUACCACGUUCCCCAGAAUUUCACAUUGACGGCCUUUAUGUGAAUAAAUCUUGAUCAGGUGUUCAGAAAAUAGUCUUAGGUUUGCACAUAAGUCACUGAAAACAGCAAAACAGGCUGCUUAGACUUCUAGCAAUAUUUGAGCUUUUAUUCCCAGUAACACGUUAGUAGCCCUUUUGGGAAGGGUUGUCUGUACUGGCUGUUUUUACAGAGGCUGGUUGUAGGAGGACAUGAUUGUUUUCCUGGAUUGUGCAGCUGAUGUGCGGCUGUCCGUUUCACUAGCCUGCUGUGUGUCACUGCCUGUGGCCGUAAUUCUGCAAGACCGCUGUGCGCAGUGCUCAGGCUCCUUUGAGGACAGACAGGAUAGUGUUUAUCUGUGCUCUUUUCGUUGCUUUACCCUUGAGUUCUCUUCCCUUCUUGAAUUCCCAUCACAACAGCUGAGUCAGCACAUAGUUUUCAUUCCAUGUUUGCUGUUUAUCCACCAAGAGGCCUUUGUUCCCACGACACCCUGAGAGCUGCAAGAACUCAAGGGAGAGGUUUGGUUUGCCGUUGUCUCUCUGGUAUGUCUACUUCUCCGCAAACACUGAGGCGAUUGUCACUGGUGGCGUAGCCCUGCAUCAUGCAAGUGUGCGUGUCUUGCUUUAAAUGCACAUGUGAAGUUUAUAAAACUAGAUAGUGUUGAAAGGAUUUGUUGCGGGUUCUUGGGGCUCCAUUGCUUCGGGUCAAGUUGCUGUCAUGCCAUUUCCUUCAUGUGUCUGGGUAGCGUCUGCGUAUCCGUGUACUUUGUGCCAUUUCUGGGCUCGUGUAUGUCUCCCAUGGCUGAGCCUCGUAACAGACUGAGUUACAGCUGCUUGAGGUGUCACAGGAGAUUAGAUGUGGGGAGUCGCUCGUUGGUGGCAGCAUUGAAAGGCAGACGUGUGGAGAGGAUGUCUCCCUAGGGUUCCGCAGCAGCAGGACUUGCUGCAUGGGCAGAGCCAGGGGAGGGAGCAGACGGGGCAGGUGCGGUUCUUGGCUGGCCCUCCUCAGCACCCCGCGGAUGGUAUGUCCCCAGGACCAGGACCCUUCUCUUGCCCCUCGCAACCUGCUCCUGUUCUCACUGUUGUGGCUGAUCAAUAAACGCUUGUCAACUG
This is a messenger RNA of Cynocephalus volans (Philippine flying lemur), 4278 nucleotides long. RefSeq names its product Jrk helix-turn-helix protein (gene JRK). The coding region runs from base 573 to 2294 and encodes 573 amino acids. Gene Ontology annotation, cellular component: nucleus. Gene Ontology annotation, molecular function: DNA binding. The transcript has 3 exons. The record is from RefSeq and is a predicted model, not a curated record. Lineage: Eukaryota; Metazoa; Chordata; Mammalia; Dermoptera; Cynocephalidae.